Molecule: messenger RNA, 15667 nt
Organism: Chilo suppressalis (striped riceborer)
Lineage: Eukaryota; Metazoa; Arthropoda; Insecta; Lepidoptera; Crambidae
Source: the annotation of a GenBank genome assembly
UGCUGUAGUUGGAAAGCUACCACAACCACACAACACACUUCCACUACCAACAACUACAAAAUGCCGAAGAGGAAAUAGCUUAACCUCAGAAUAAAUUAAUCUAAGAUCUUCAGAUUAAAUUAUUUUUCUUAUUAUUGUAAUAAACAACACGGCCUUAAUACCAUAGUUGUAUUGAUAUUUUUUUUCCAAAACAGAAUAGAAAUAAGACGAAUACAUCAAUUCAAACACAGUAGGUACUGGCACAAAGACAUAGAAGUUCUGAGACAUUUCCAAGGCUUGUUAAAUUUUUAAUGAUCUGUGUCAUGAUGACAUGAUGAGAAUGUGUAAAAAAUAUAUUUUUCUAAAUACAUAUACAAUUUAAUGUAACUAACAAAACAAAAUAAAAAAAUGAAUUAUUUGUGUUUAGAGUAAUGGUGUACUUAAGACUCGGUUGAUAUGAUAAGAGUUUCCUCAUAUCGACGACUACAUGAACUACCUGAAUAAAAAAUAUUUGCGCUUGAUAUGUGACUAACUAGCAAGAAAAUACGAUGGCAAACGAUAGAGUGGCACACUGUGACAACAGCACCACCUUCCUCGAUAUGAAAAACAAAUUACUUUCGCAGUGUCAUGCUUCGGAUCUUCAAAUACUUUACGUUAACAAAAAAAUAUUGUAUACUCGUAGUAAAUCUUCAAACUAUCGCAGUAAGAAUGGUUUUUGCAAUGACGUUGAAACCGCAAAUAUUCUCACAUAUGAAGAGAAAUCAGGAAAACGUAACGUGGGCAAAAAAUAUAAAAUUAUCAAAUACGCAACGAAGAAACGGCUGUACCACUCCCCGUCCUCUAAGCUGGCAGUGUUCAAAUACUACAGCAUACCUGUUAUUACCUCAAAAAGAGCUUAUAAAAUGAAAACUACGAGUAAAGGUUUAGAAAUCAUUCGGAAGCAUAAGUAUAAACCUUUCUACACCAAUUAUAUAGUCAACACAGUAUCGCCUUACGUUGGAAAUGAUCCCUCAAACCAGUACUGGUAUCCAAUACCGAGAAAGUGGGAAGUUUACAGAUGCCAAUUUGGCGCUCAAGAAGAAAGUUGUUGCUGCUCCUGCAACUCCGAUGCAAUGUUUGAAGUAAUGAAAAGUUUAUACGACUGUUAUAAGAAAAAAAAAUGUGAUAAUUGCAACUGUAUACUUUGUGGUCAUUUGCCAAAGGACGAAAGACGACACGGUGAAAUUAGAAAAUCAGCAAUUGCAUUGGAAACAGCCAGUACCAAGGUAAGGAAGAAAGAAAUUGAGAGGAAGACCAAAGAAGCUGUACAAAAGAUGGAAGGAAAAUCCCCUGCAGAAAAAGAAAAGAUUUUGAAAGACUUAGCAAUGAGUGGAGUUCCGUUGCCAGAAGCCAAAACACCAUCAGAAAAAGAAAUCAUUCAAAAAUUAAAAACACAACUUGGAUUGCCUCCAGAGCCCAAGACAGCAGCAGAAACAGAGAAAAUGAAGAAAGCUGAAGCUGCUGGUAUCAUAGUGCCAUUAGAAGGAAAAACCACUGCUGAAAAAGAAAAAAUUCUUAAAAAGCAAGCUGAAUUGGGUAUCGAGCUUCCUGAAGGAAGAACACCCUCAGAAAAAUCUUUAAUAGCAAAAGUGAAAGCAACUUCAGGAAAAAAGAGAUUAUCGGAAAAGAGACGAGAAGCUAAAGCUGCAGGAUUAUUAACGCCACUUGAGGGGAAAACUCCUGAGCAGAAGGAAACAAUUCUUAAGGGAUUAGCAAUGUCUGGACUUCCUCUACCUGAAGCAAAAACACCAUCCGAAAAAAAAUUACUCAAAAAAGUUAGAGCAGACGUUGGUUUGCCCCCAGAGCCAAAAACCGCAGCAGAAAUAGAUAAAUACAAUAAAGGUGUAGCAGCUGGGAUUAUAACUCCAUUAGAAGGUAAGUCUCCAGAAGAAAAAGAAAAAAUACUUAAGGCGCAGCGUGCUGCCGGGAUACCACUGCCAGAAGGACGAACACCAUCAGAAAAAGCAAUAAUAGCUAAAGCGAAAGCAAUGUCUAAGCCAUCUAUUGCUGCGUUAGGAACUCUGAUCGAAGGCAAAACUCCUGAAGAAAAAGAGAAAAAUAUCAAAAGAUUGUUAGUAAAAGGUCAACCACUUCCAGAAGCGAAAACAACAUCCGAGAAAAAACUUGUAGAAAAAGCUAGAGCUGAAUUAGGAUUGCCUCCAGAGCCAAAAUCGCUAUCAGAAAAGAAAAAAUAUGAUAAAGCAGUAGCUGCGGGCAUUAUAACGCCACUCGAAGGGAAAUCUCCUGCGGAAAAAGAAAAGAUAUUACGAGCUAUUCAGACAAUGGGAAUCCCUCUACCUGAAGGAAGAACGCCUUCAGAAAAUGCAUUAAUAGAGAAAGUAAAAGCGAUACCUAAGCUUCCCAUACCAUCCGGAAUAUCUGUACCUGCCGAAAAGUUAAAAAAAGCCAAAGCAGCAGGACUACUUACACCUUUGGAAGGAAAAACACCUGCAGAAAAAGAAAAAAUUCUAAAAGGUUUAGCUAUGCAUGGCUUGUUACCUGAAGGAAAGACUGCUUCGGACAAAAAAAUAGUAGACAAAGUAAGAGCUGAUUUAGGAUUGCCGCCUGAGCCAAAAUCACCAUCUGAAAAGAAAAGAUACCAAAAAGCUGUGUCAGCGGGCAUAAUAACUCCACUUGAAGGGAAAUCUCCAGCAGAAAAGGAAAAGAUUUUACGAGCUAAUCAAGCAAUGGGGAUCCCUCUGCCCGAAGGAAGAACACCAUCUGAAAAAGCACUUAUAGAAAAAGUGAAAGCAGCACCUAAACUCCCUAUACCUUCUGGUAUAUCUUUGCCAGCCGAAAAGUUAAAGAAAGCCAAAGCUGCAGGACUACUCACACCACUAGAAGGAAAAACACCUGAACAAAAAGAGAAGAUAUUAAAAGGUCUCGCAAUGCAUGGCAUAUUUCCUGAAGGCAAAACUGCUUCAGAGAAAAAAAUAGUGGACAAAAUCCGAGCUGAAGUUGGUCUCCCACCUGAACCAAAAACUCCGUCUACAAAGGAAAAAUAUAAAAAAGCUUUGGCUGCUGGCAUCAUAACACCAUUAGAAGGUAAAACUCCAGCUCAAAAGGAGAAAAUAUUGAAAGGACUACAGGAAGCCGGUUUGCCAUUACCUGAAGGACGAACACCAUCAGAAAAGGCAAUGGUAGCCAAGUUCAAAGGUCCCACCACUCCGUCAGCUACUUUUACUCGUAUACCUACUGAAAAACUUAAGAAAGCUGCCACCGCCGGCUUGGGCGCACUGCUUGAAGAUAAAACCCCUGAACAGAAGGAAAAGCUUGUAAAGGGAUUAUUAGUAAAGGGCCAGCCACUUCCAGAAGCAAAAACAGCCUCAGAGAAAAAACUCGUUGAAAAAAUAAGAGCUGACUUAGGAUUACCUCCCGAACCAAAGUCGUCAUCAGAAAAGAAGAAAUACGAAAAGGCUCUUGCAGCUGGCAUAAUAACUCCACUUGAAGGAAAAUCCCCAGCAGAAAAAGAAAAGAUUUUACGAGCUAAUCAAGCUAUGGGAAUUCCUCUGCCCGAAGGACGAACGCCAUCAGAAAAAGCACUAAUAGAGAAAGUGAAAGCAACGCCUAAGCUUCCUAUACCAUCCGGAAUAUCAAUACCUGCCGAAAAGUUAAAAAAAGCUAAAGCUGCAGGACUACUUACACCGCUGGAAGGAAAGACACCUGAACAAAAAGAGAAGAUAUUAAAAGGACUAGCGAUGCAUGGCAUACUGCCGGAAGGCAAGACUCCGUCAGAGAAGAAGUUAGUGGACAAAGUGAGAGCUGACUUGGGAUUGCCACCAGAACCGAAAACACCCUCAGAAAAGAAAAAAUAUGCAAAAGCUCUAGCAGCGGGAAUAAUAACACCACUCGAAGGCAAAUCCCCGGCGGAAAAAGAAAAGAUAUUACGAGCUAAGCAAGCAAUGGGAAUACCUUUACCCGAAGGUAGAACACCAUCUGAAAAGGCUUUAAUAGCCAAAGUGAAAGCGGCACCUAAAUUACCUUUACCGUCUGAAUUAUCUAUACCUUCUGAGAAACUCAAAAAGGCUAAAGCUGCCGGGCUUUUAACACCGUUAGAAGGAAAAACGCCUGAGCAAAAAGAGAAGAUACUAAGAGGACUUGCCAUGCAUGGUAUUUUACCUGAAGGCAAAACCGCGUCAGAGAAAAAACUAGUUGACAAAAUCCGUGCUGAAGUUGGUCUCCCACCUGAACCAAAAACUCCAUCUACAAAGGAAAAAUAUAAAAAAGCUUUGGCUGCUGGUAUCAUAACACCAUUGGAAGGCAAAACUCCAGCUCAAAAAGAGAAAAUAUUAAAAGGACUACAGGAAGCCGGUUUGCCAUUACCUGAAGGACGAACACCAUCAGAAAAGGCAAUGGUAGCCAAAUUUAAAGGUCCCACUACUCCGUCUGCUACUUUUACUCGUAUACCUACUGAAAAACUUAAGAAAGCUGCCACCGCCGGCUUGGGCGCUCUGCUUGAAAAUAAAACCCCUGAGCAGAAGGAAAAACUUGUGAAGGGAUUAUUAGUAAAGGGCCAGCCACUUCCAGAAGCAAAAACAGCCUCAGAGAAAAAACUCGUUGAAAAAGUAAGAGCUGACUUAGGAUUACCUCCCGAACCAAAGUCGCCAUCAGAAAAGAAAAAAUACGAAAAGGCUCUUGCAGCUGGCAUAAUAACUCCACUUGAAGGAAAAUCUCCAGCAGAAAAAGAAAAGAUUUUAAGAGCUAAUCAAGCUAUGGGAAUUCCUCUGCCCGAAGGACGAACGCCAUCAGAAAAAGCACUAAUAGAGAAAGUGAAAGCAACGCCUAAGCUUCCUAUACCAUCCGGAAUAUCUAUACCUGCCGAAAAGUUAAAAAAAGCUAAAGCUGCAGGACUUCUUACUCCGCUAGAAGGAAAAACACCCGAACAAAAAGAGAAGAUAUUAAAAGGACUAGCGAUGCAUGGCAUACUGCCGGAAGGCAAGACUACGUCAGAGAAGAAGUUAGUGGACAAAGUGAGAGCUGACUUGGGAUUGCCACCAGAACCGAAAACACCCUCAGAAAAGAAAAAAUACGCAAAAGCUCUAGCAGCGGGAAUAAUAACACCACUCGAAGGCAAAUCCCCGGCGGAAAAAGAAAAGAUAUUACGAGCUAAGCAAGCAAUGGGAAUACCUUUACCCGAAGGUAGAACUCCUUCUGAAAAGGCUUUAAUAGCCAAAGUGAAGGCGACACCUAAAUUACCUUUACCGUCCGAAGUAUCUAUACCUUCAGAAAAACUCAAGAAGGCUAAAGCUGCCGGACUUUUAACACCAUUAGAAGGGAAAACACCUGAGCAGAAAGAGAAGAUACUUAGAGGACUGGCCAUGCAUGGUAUACUACCUGAAGGCAAAACUGUGUCUGAGAAGAAGCUUGUGGACAAAGUCAGAGCUGAGGUUGGUCUCCCACCUAAACCAAAAACUCCGUCUACUAAGGAGAAAUAUAAAAAAGCUUUAGCUGCUGGUAUGAUAACACCAUUGGAAGGCAAAACUCCAGCUCAAAAAGAGAAAAUAUUAAAAAGACUACAGGAAGCCGGUUUGCCAUUACCUGAAGGACGAACACCAUCAGAAAAGGCAAUGGUAGCUAAAUUUAAAGGUCCCACUACUCCGUCUGCUACUUUUACUCGUAUACCUACUGAAAAACUUAAGAAAGCUGCCACCGCCGGCUUGGGCGCUCUGCUUGAAGAUAAAACCCCUGAGCAGAAGGAAAAACUUGUGAAAGGAUUAUUAGUAAAGGGCCAGCCACUUCCAGAAGCAAAAACAGCCUCAGAGAAAAAACUCGUCGAAAAAGUAAGAGCUGGCUUAGGACUACCUCCCGAACCAAAGUCGCCAUCAGAAAAGAAAAAAUACGAAAAGGCUCUUGCAGCUGGCAUAAUAACUCCACUUGAAGGAAAAUCUCCAGCAGAAAAAGAAAAGAUUUUAAGAGCUAAUCAAGCUAUGGGAAUUCUUCUGCCCGAAGGACGAACACCAUCAGAAAAAGCACUAAUCGAGAAAGUGACAGCAUCACCUAAGCUUCCUAUACCAUCUGGAAUAUCUAUACCUGCCGAAAAGUUAAAAAAAGCUAAAGCUGCAGGACUUCUUACUCCGCUAGAAGGAAAAACACCCGAACAAAAAGAGAAGAUAUUAAAAGGACUAGCGAUGCAUGGCAUACUGCCGGAAGGAAAGACUCCGUCAGAGAAGAAGUUAGUGGACAAAGUGAGAGCUGACUUGGGAUUGCCACCAGAACCGAAAACACCCUCAGAAAAGAAAAAAUACGCAAAAGCUCUAGCAGCGGGAAUAAUAACACCACUCGAAGGCAAAUCCCCGGCGGAAAAAGAAAAGAUAUUACGAGCUAAGCAAGCAAUGGGAAUACCUUUACCCGAAGGUAGAACUCCUUCUGAAAAGGCUUUAAUAGCCAAAGUGAAGGCGACACCUAAAUUACCUUUACCGUCCGAAGUAUCUAUACCUUCAGAAAAACUCAAGAAGGCUAAAGCUGCCGGACUUUUAACACCAUUAGAAGGGAAAACACCUGAGCAGAAAGAGAAGAUACUUAGAGGACUGGCCAUGCAUGGUAUAUUACCUGAAGGCAAAACUGCGUCAGAGAAAAAACUAGUGGACAAAAUCCGAGCUGAAGUUGGUCUCCCACCUGAACCGAAAACGCCAUCUACUAAGGAGAAAUACAAAAAGGCUUUGGCUGCUGGUAUCAUAACACCGUUGGAAGGUAAGACUCCAGCUCAAAAAGAGAAAAUAUUGAAAGGCUUAUAUGAAUCAGGAUUACCUUUACCUAAAGGACGAACACCUUCAGAAAAAGCAAUUAUAGCCAAAUUAGAAGAAGCCCCUCCAAGAAUUCCAUCAGAUAAGCUUAGAAAAGCUGCGGCAGCUGGCUUGAUUACUCCUCUAGAAGGCAAGGCUCCAGAAGAAAAAGAAAAAAUUAUCAGGGGCUUAGCAAUGCAGGGCCUCCCCUUACCGGAAGGAAGAACGCCAUCCGAAAAGAAACUAGUGGAGAAAGUACGAGCAGAUUUAGGUCUUCCUCCAGAACCAAAAACAGCAUCAGAAAAAAAGAAAUAUGAUAAAGCUAUAGCUGAUGGAGCUAUCGUACCACUUGAAGGCAAAACACACGCAGAAAAAGAAAAGAUUUUAAAAGCUCAAUUUGAUGCUGGCUUACCUUUACCAGAAGGACGCACACCUUCUGAAAAAUCAUUAAUCAGAAAGAUACAAACUACUGUCGGUGCUCCAAUAGCUACUCCUUCCGAAAAACUGGCUAAAGCAAAAGCUGCUGGAUUGAUAACUCCACUAGAAGGAAAAACACCAGAACAAAAAGAAAAAAUACUUAAAGGACUGGCAAUGCAUGGAAUUCCUAUGCCUGAAGGAAAGACCACUUCAGAAAAGAAGCUCAUCGAUAAGGUCCGCGCAGAUAUUGGAUUGCCACCUGAACCAAAAACAGCAUCACAGAAAGAUAAAUACAAUACAGCUUUAGCUGCUGGAAUUGUUACUCCUUUAGAAGGAAAGACAUCAUCCCAGAAGGAAAAAAUCUUAAAGGCUCAGCAUGAUGCUGGAUUACCAUUACCGGAGGGACGUACUCCAUCAGAAAAAGCAUUAAUUGCCAAAGUUAAGGCCUCUCCGAGAGGUAUUGGUGAAGGUGCUUUAGCAACACCAUCUGAAAAACUUAAAAAGGCCAAAGCGGCUGGGUUAAUUACACCAUUAGAGGGAAAAACUCCAACACAAAAAGAAAAGAUACUCAAGGGUUUAGCGAUGCAUGGAGUUCCAUUACCCGAUGGAAAAACGCCUUCCGAGAAAAAGCUUAUAGAAAAAGUUCGUGCAGAUGUUGGUCUACCACCUGAACCAAAGACAGCAUCACAGAAAGAUAAAUACAGUAAAGCUUUGGCAGCUGGAAUUAUUACUCCACUAGAAGGAAAAACAUCAGAUCAGAAAGAAAAAAUUUUGAAGGCGCAACACGAUGCUGGAUUGCCUUUACCGGAAGGACGCACGCCGUCGGAAAAAGCAUUGAUUGCCAAAGUUAAGGCCUCUCCUAGAGGUAUUGGUGAAGGUGCUUUAGCAACACCAUCUGAAAAACUUAAAAAGGCCAAAGCGGCUGGGUUAAUUACACCAUUAGAGGGAAAAACUCCAACACAAAAAGAAAAGAUACUCAAGGGUUUAGCGAUGCAUGGAGUUCCAUUACCCGAAGGAAAAACGCCUUCCGAGAAAAAGCUUAUAGAGAAAGUUCGUGCAGAUGUUGGUCUACCACCUGAACCAAAGACAGCAUCACAGAAAGAUAAAUACAGUAAAGCUUUAGCUGCUGGAAUUCUUACUCCACUAGAAGGAAAGACAUCAGAUCAGAAAGAAAAAAUUUUGAAGGCGCAACACGAUGCUGGAUUGCCUUUACCGGAAGGACGCACGCCGUCGGAAAAAGCAUUGAUUGCCAAAGUUAAGGCCUCUCCUAGAGGUAUUGGUGAAGGUGCUUUAGCAACACCAUCUGAAAAAUUAAAAAAGGCCAAAGCGGCUGGGUUCAUAACACCGUUAGAGGGAAAAACUCCAGAACAGAAAGAAAAGAUACUCAAGGGUUUAGCGAUGCAUGGAGUUCCAUUACCCGAAGGAAAAACUCCUUCAGAGAAAAAGCUAAUAGAGAAAGUUCGUGCAGAUGUUGGACUACCACCUGAACCAAAGACAGCAUCACAGAAAGAUAAAUACAGUAAAGCUUUAGCUGCUGGAAUUAUUAUUCCACUAGAAGGAAAGACAUCAGAUCAGAAAGAAAAAAUCUUAAAGGCUCAACACGAUGCUGGAUUGCCUUUGCCAGAAGGACGUACUCCAUCAGAAAAAGCAUUGAUUGCCAAAGUGAAGGCGUCUCCAAAAGGUAUUGCUGAAGGUUCUUUGGCAACGCCAUCUGAAAAGUUAAAGAAGGCCAAAGCGGCUGGGCUAUUGACACCGUUAGAAGGAAAAACUCCAGAACAAAAAGAAAAAAUAUUAAAAGGGUUAGCGAUGCAUGGGGUUCCAUUGCCAGAAGGAAAAACACCUUCUGAAAAGAAACUCAUCGAUAAGGUUCGUGCAGAUGUAGGUCUUCCACCUGAACCAAAGACAGCAUCACAGAAAGAUAAAUACAGUAAAGCUUUGGCUGCUGGAAUUAUUACCCCACUAGAAGGAAAAACAUCAGAGCAGAAAGAAAAAAUAUUGAAGGCGCAAUACGACGCUGGAUUACCUCUACCGGAAGGACGCACACCGUCGGAAAAAGCAUUGAUUGCCAAAGUCAAGGCCUCCCCUAGAGGUAUUGGUGAAGGUGUUUUAACAACACCAUCUGAAAAACUAAAAAAAGCCAAAGCGGCUGGGCUAAUAACGCCAUUAGAAGGAAAAACUCCAGAACAGAAAGAAAAAAUACUUAGGGGUUUAGCGAUGCAUGGGGUUCCAUUGCCAGAAGGAAAGACUCCUUCAGAGAAAAAGCUAAUAGAUAAGGUGCGUGCAGAUGUUGGACUACCACCUGAACCAAAGACAGCAUCACAGAAAGAUAAAUAUAGUAAAGCUUUGGCUGCUGGAAUUCUUACUCCGCUAGAAGGAAAGUCAUCAGAUCAGAAAGAAAAAAUUUUGAAGGCGCAACACGAUGCUGGUUUGCCUUUGCCAGAGGGACGUACACCAUCAGAAAAAGCAUUGAUUGCCAAGGUUAAGGCCUCUCCAAGAGGUAUUGGUGAAGGUGCCUUAGCAACACCAUCUGAAAAACUAAAGAAGGCCAAAGCGGCUGGGUUAAUAACGCCGUUAGAGGGAAAAACUCCAGAACAAAAAGAAAAAAUACUUAGGGGUUUAGCGAUGCAUGGGGUUCCAAUACCCGAAGGAAAAACACCUUCUGAAAAGAAACUAAUCGAUAAGGUUCGUGCAGAUUUAGGUCUACCACCUGAACCAAAGACAGCAUCACAGAAAGAUAAAUACAGUAAAGCUUUGGCUGCCGGAAUUAUUACACCACUAGAAGGAAAAACAUCAGAUCAGAAAGAAAAAAUUUUAAAGGCGCAACACGAUGCUGGAUUACCUUUACCGGAAGGACGCACGCCGUCGGAAAAAGCAUUGAUUGCCAAAGUUAAGGCCUCCCCUAGAGGUAUUGGUGAAGGUGCUUUAGCAACACCAUCUGAAAAAUUAAAAAAGGCCAAAGCGGCUGGGUUAAUAACACCGUUAGAGGGAAAAACUCCAGAACAGAAAGAAAAGAUACUCAAAGGUUUAGCGAUGCAUGGAGUUCCAUUACCCGAAGGGAAAACUCCUUCAGAUAAAAAAAUAAUAGAGAAAGUUCGUGCAGAUGUUGGACUACCACCUGAACCAAAGACAGCAUCACAGAAAGAUAAAUACAGUAAAGCUUUAGCUGCUGGAAUUAUUACUCCACUAGAAGGAAAGACAUCAGAUCAGAAAGAAAAAAUCCUAAAGGCUCAACACGAUGCUGGAUUGCCUUUGCCAGAGGGACGUACUCCAUCAGAAAAAGCAUUGAUUGCCAAAGUGAAGGCCUCUCCAAAAGGUAUUGGUGAAGGUGCUUUAGCAACGCCUUCUGAAAAGUUAAAGAAGGCCAAGGCAGCUGGACUAAUAACACCCUUAGAGGGAAAAUCUCCAGAACAAAAAGAAAAAAUACUGAAAGGGUUAGCGAUGCAUGGGGUUCCAUUGCCAGAAGGAAAAACGCCUUCUGAAAAGAAACUCAUCGAUAAGGUUCGUGCAGAUGUAGCUCUACCACCUGAACCAAAGACAGCAUCACAGAAAGAUAAAUACAGUAAAGCUUUGGCUGCUGGAAUAAUUACACCACUAGAAGGAAAGACAUCAGAUCAGAAAGAAAAAAUCUUAAAGGCGCAACACGAUGCUGGAUUACCUCUACCAGAAGGACGCACACCGUCGGAAAAAGCAUUGAUUGCCAAAGUUAAGGCCUCUCCAAGAGGUAUUGGUGAAGGUGUUUUAACAACACCAUCUGAAAAACUAAAGAAGGCCAAAGCGGCUGGGCUAAUAACGCCGUUAGAAGGAAAAACUCCAGAACAGAAAGAAAAAAUACUUAGGGGUUUAGCGAUGCAUGGGGUUCCAUUGCCAGAAGGAAAAACACCUUCUGAAAAGAAAUUAAUCGAUAAGGUUCGUGCAGAUGUAGGUCUAACACCUGAACCAAAGACAGCAUCACAGAAAGAUAAAUACAGUAAAGCUUUGGCUGCCGGAAUUAUUACACCACUAGAAGGAAAAACAUCAGAUCAAAAAGAAAAAAUUUUGAAGGCGCAACACGACGCUGGAUUACCUCUACCGGAGGGACGCACACCGUCGGAAAAAGCAUUGAUUGCCAAAGUUAAGGCCUCUCUAAGAGGUAUUGGUGAAGGAGCUUUAACAACACCAUCUGAAAAACUAAAGAAAGCCAAAGCGGCUGGGCUAAUAACGCCGUUAGAAGGAAAAACUCCAGAACAGAAAGAAAAAAUACUUAGGGGAUUAGCGAUGCAUGGGGUUCCAUUGCCAGAAGGAAAGACUCCUUCAGAGAAAAAGCUAAUAGAUAAGGUGCGUGCAGAUGUUGGACUACCACCUGAACCAAAGACAGCCGCACAGAAAGAUAAAUAUAGUAAAGCUUUGGCUGCUGGAAUUAUUACUCCGCUAGAAGGAAAGUCAUCAGAUCAGAAAGAAAAAAUCUUAAAGGCUCAACACGAUGCUGGAUUGCCUUUGCCAGAGGGACGUACACCAUCAGAAAAAGCAUUAAUUAGCAAAAUCGAAGCUGCUGCUAAAACUCCGUCAGAAAAAUUACGCAAAGCUAAAGCUAUUGGACUGUUGACCCCUCUUGAGGGCAAAACUCCUGCACAGAAAGAAAAAAUAUUAAAAGGAUUAGCACAGUCUGGUCUUCCGUUGCCAGAAUCUAAAACUAAAUCAGAAAAAGAUUUGAUAGCUAAAGUUAAAGCAGAACUAGGGCUACCCCCAGAGCCAAAAACAGCAUCUAUGAAAGAAAAAAUGGCAAAAGCACAAGCUGCUGGUAUUAUUACACCACUUGAGGGCAAAUCAAAUGCCCAAAAAGAAAAAAUUCUCAAAGGUAUGAAAGAAGCUGGUAUUCUUUUACCUGAAGGUCGAACUCCUUCAGAAAAAGCCCUGAUUAGCAAAAUUCAAGCUGAAAGGGAACCUUCAGUGACUUCAACAAAGUUAAGAAAAGCACAAGCUGAAGGUUUACUCACACCAUUGGAAGGUAAAUCAGCGGCUCAAAAAGAACAAAUCAUCAGAGGAUUGGCUAAAAUUGGUCUACCUUUGCCGGAAGGUAAAACAAAGUCAGAAAAAUCAAUUAUACGAAAAGUUAAAAAGGAAUUCGAGGAAGCAAUCCCUGAAGCUAAAACAGCUUCAGAAAAGGAAAUUUUAAAGAAAGCUAAAGCAGAAGGGCUUUUAACGCCAUUAAAAGGAAAAACGCCAGAACAAAAAGAAAAAAUAAUAAAAGGAUUAGCUGCAUCUGGCUUACCAAUCCCCGAAGGUACCACUCCCUCGGAAAAAGAGCUUGUAAGAAAAAUAAGAAAAGAAAUUGGACUUCCAUCAGAAAGAACCCCAUCAGAAAAAAAAGGAAUCAUUAAACCCAGAAUUUCCAAAAAACUCGAAUUCGGUGUUGCACCUCAAGCUGUAACACCUUCUGAAAAGGAGAUAGUAAGAAAAGCCAAAGCUGAAGGCCUUAUAACACCACUCACGGGUAAAACUCCUGAGCAAAAGGAAAAAAUUAUCAGAGGACUCGCUGAUGCCGGACUUCCAAUUCCUGAGGGAAAAACGCCUUCAGAAAAAGAACUUGUCAAGAAAAUACGAACUGAAUAUGGGUUACCACCAGAACCAACACCUUCAGAAAAAAAGGGAAAGAUAAAGUCUAAAUCAAAAAGAAUUGGUGCUCCAGGUGCAAGAAAAAGUGCUAGGGGUGUAGGUCCUAUAGUUAAAUCGAAAGCUGGAAUUGUUGAGGAGUUUGAAGACAUAAUAAAAACCACAACUUGCGACAGGGGUUGCGGUUGCGAUAAAAAGAAGAUAAGAUUCAAACAUAGCUAUGUUAAAAUACGAGUUACCUCUCCUGAUAUAUCCUCACUGUGCCCAUGUCCAGAAGAAUGUCUUCCAGGAGUUAAAGGAGGAGUUUUUACUGAUAAUGAGGGAAUCAAAGUCACAGUAGGAACAGUUUUAGGUGUUCCCUCGUUUACAUCGAAACCAUUCAAAAAGGAGUCGUACCCAAAUAUUAUCAUAAAUAAUAUUAUGUCUAUCGAAUCUUUAUAUAUAAAUAGCGACCAAUAUUCAAGACAAGAAAAAUAUUCCUAUCUAGAUUCAGAAAACAGUGGAACUCAAGAUCAUAGAAAGAGAUACGACACAGAAAACAGUAAUGUUAUUACAAACAGAUCAUUGUCUGACAGUAUACACAACAAUGAGGAAUAUGAAAUUCAAUGUCACUACAAAACCACUUUACCGGCUUUACAAUCACUACAUUCAACUUCGUCCAUAACAACAAGAUCUAGCUAUGAAUCUGUUUUAAUAAUUGAAACUGAAUCUUCUCUUAGUUUAUCUACACAGACAUCUACAAGUGAUGUUAAUAUAAGCAUUAUUUCAAUCAUCGGAAGUGAUUUCUCUUCGAAUACCAGUCAUUACUUGUUAUCAGAACAUAAUUCAAGUACUGACGGUUCAAACUUUUUAAUAGAAAAUUUACAAGCUGAACCGGAUUCAACGGACUAUAUAACGCCCUCAAAGGAAUACUUAAAAAAAAUAUAUUGCAAAGAUAGCAGCCUUGAAAUAUCACAAUUCAAGUUAAGGUCAUCACAUAGUGAAAUAUUGCAAGAAAUUAAGAAUUCAGAUUGUUUAAAUGAGAGCGAACAUUGUAGUGAAGUAAGAAUUGAAUUAGACAGUCACCACAAUCUCAAAACUGUAACUAAUAGACAAAUGGAUGAUGUUGAUUCGACUUAUAUUCAACUAUCACAAAAUAUCUGCAGAUGGGAAAAAAAGAAGGGCCCAAGCCAAGAUUAUGCUGACCCCACCAGUAGUGGAGUUAAAUUCAUUAGAAGAGGCAAAAACAGUGUUUAUAUAGAAAGAGCAAAAUCAAAUAAAGUUUAUAAACAUGAAUCACAAAGAAAUGAUUGUAAUCAAAAUCAAACAAUAGAAACAGAAACAACGAAAAAAAAGGUUUAUGAACAUGAAUCACAACGAAAUGUUUGUAAUCAAAAACAAACGAAAGAAACGGAAACAACGAAACUAUAUAAAAAUAAAGGAACAGCAGCUACACUGUCGGAUGAAUCGAGCAGGACCAUUAUCGUUGAACAGACAACACAGCCGACGGAACAAUUCCAAGAUAAAGAGACAAUAACAUUAAAACCUGUAAAAGUUUUUCGAGCAGUGAGCGUCGAUACCAUCCGUGAUAGACCGUGUUGUUGCUCCCCAAAAGAAUCCGGCACUUUGUGUAAAGGGUUUAACGUUUCUGAAGAUUGUCGAUGCUCCACUGUACCUUCUGAUUACAUCUUAACUCCUGUUGGUUCAAUAAAGAAAAGAAAAUCGAUGAAAAGCUCAUACACUUAUGAAAAUGAAACUCAAGAGAAUUGUGUUCAUUGUAAAAGAAAAUAUCUGGCGAGUCCCAUACCAAAUAAUAAAGGAUUAUAUUUGAAUUUCAACUGGGAAGCUUCUGUAAAAAGUAACAGCAUCCUAUCAAGCGGACAACACUCUCCGGCUGGUGAGAAUACGUCCGAAAUGAAUGAUGCAAUGAAUUUUUGGAGACCAGUGGACGAAUAUCAAUACGUAGAGGAAACUGAUUGCAAAACCGAUGUCACACCAUUUACUUGCCGUGGAUAUAAAAGAACAUACGCUUCUAAUAAUUACGAUGAAGAGUUUCCUAAUUUAAGUACUAGAAAUUUCGGUAACGAAAGGGGCCAACACUUACCUCGCAAGGAAAAAAGUGUGAAAGGUAGUGAUGAAAUAAAUAAUGAAACCGCGACUUUUGAGGAAAAUGUAAAGAACUUUGAUAGACACACAAUUGAUAAACAUCGAUUAAAUAGAAAACUCCAUGGUGGUGUAUGUCCGUGCUCUAUAGAUACUUGUCAGAAUUGUAGUAAAAGGUGUUGCCACUGUUGUUUACAUACGUCGAAACACAAAACACAAUGUUAUCACACAACAACCGGAAAAUAUCGAGGAAGACAUGAAUUAGUAAUGGAAAUGAAAUCGACACAAACAAACGGAUUCAAAUACAAAUUUAAAAGGAAACCCCCCACUUCAGAUAACAUUGAGCUUCUAACCUUUGAAGACGCUUUAAAAUACUUUCGAGAGCAUCCUGAAGAAAUACCUGUACCGAUUCAAGAAGAAGGCCCGCGUGAAGAUGCUGAAACACAAUAUUAUGAACAUUCAAGCAAAAAAGUAUAAAUGCUUUCCAAUUGAAGAAAAUGACCGGUUUUUAAUUGUUGUUACUACUCAUCCUAAAUGAGACUGGAUAAAUAAAAUGACAAAAGUAAAUGGUUUUAAGGUAUUAAAAUUACCUCAAACAAAUGUAUACAAAUUUAUUAGAAAUUUGCACAGAUAGUUACAAUACAAGAACAAUAUUCACCUCUAUCGUUUGCUUGCGUUAUCCAUUCUUUUGUUGGUACAUACAUAUGUUGUACUGAAACUUGUGUAAGUAUUGUGAAUAUUAGUCCUCUUUUAAAAUUAAUUUUGUAUGAGUGCUUUUUUAAGAAAAUCGAACUUAACAUCAAAUAUAUUUAAAUAAAUUAUAUUAAAAUGAACGAUCA